This is a messenger RNA of Ascochyta rabiei, 1794 nucleotides long. RefSeq lists its product as uncharacterized. Lineage: Eukaryota; Fungi; Ascomycota; Dothideomycetes; Pleosporales; Didymellaceae. Gene Ontology annotation, biological process: regulatory ncRNA-mediated gene silencing; RNA processing. Gene Ontology annotation, cellular component: ARC complex; nucleus. The record is from RefSeq and is a predicted model, not a curated record. Gene Ontology annotation, molecular function: mRNA binding. The transcript is spliced from 3 exons. Bases 1 to 1794 code for a protein of 597 amino acids.
AUGUCGACGCAAGAGCCGAUCAGCCUCAACCUACCGCCGGAGUUGAUGGCGCAGGCCAACGGGAAGGCGCCUACCGCAUCCACCGCUCCCCAAAAUGACCAUCCAGAAGGCGAAGCCAUUCGUCGCCAGGUCGAAUUCUACUUCUCUGACGAGAACCUGCCCACAGAUCUCUUUCUCCUCCAGCAAUGUGGCGGAUGCGAGAACAUACCUGUGUCCAUCAGUCGCGUUUGCGGCUUCAAAAAGAUGAGGUCCUACAAGCCCAGGGCGCUUGUCGUGAUUGCACUACGUAAGAGCGCGUUGCUAGAGGUCUCCACUGAUGGCAAAACGAUCAAGCGCAAGGUGCCUCUGCAAGGCAAGACCGUCCUCGACAAGGAUUUUUUCGAGGAAAACGACGACAUUGCUUAUGAUCCGCGUACGCGCAAGCCCGCGGUGUACCCUGUCCCACUACAGCCGCAGCAGAAGAAAGUCUACCCAGACGGCACAUCCAAGAACAUGCUGAAGCCCACUGGAUUCGAAAAGACAUACAUUGAGCCGCCCAUCAAGCCUGACGAAGCUGAAGAGGAGGACAGGAUGUAUGAUGAGAACAGGCCUUUCGUUGAGCGCAUCGAACUCGCCAUCCAGCGAUUCAAACAGAAGCGCCGCAUGCACGAGAUGUACUCAAAAGUCUUCAACAAACUCAUGAAGUUUGGAGGUGUCGAAUCUGGUCCUCGCAUGUACCAAGGGAUGUCAAAGGCAGAGAUGGAGGGUAUGGGCGCAGAAGAAAUUGCGCGAGCUCUUGCUGUCCACAACGUUCCCUGGGAUCGCGCGGACAAGAAGCAGUGGGUGGUUGAUUUCGCUGAGGUUGGUGCUGCCUUCCUGUCUUCAUGGUUCCCUACAACUUACGGACACGCCCCCGACGGCAUCAAGAACGCCUGCCAGGUCCUUCGUUCCUUCUAUAACUACCUUCGAUAUCACAGAGUAUGCCCAGAAUAUGACGAACAACUCCAGCGCGCGCUUGAUAUGUGUGACACGGCCGAACGCGAGCUGGUGAAGGUCGAUGCUGCCGGUCUCGCCCUUCCUGGCGAUUUCAACAGAUCUGCGAGUUCCUUGAUUGGUGGAUCGCAUGCUGGACUGUAUACCGGCGAUAAGACUUGGGCUCAAGAGUUGCAGAAACAGGGCGUGAGUAUCAACGAGAUUGGUAUGCGAGAUGAAGAAGCAAGAAUCAAGUUCAGUACAGGCAUCGCUGCCUUGGGAACAGACGAGCAGCAGCAUCUUCUGGGUGCUACGAACCUCGAGAUCGCCAAAGAGGAGUCGACUGGUCUGGAGGUCACUUUUGUCGACUUGCCCAGCGAGAUCACGAGGGAGAUGUAUGCAAUACAGAGCGAUGUCGUCAGCCAGAAGCUCGGGCAUCUCGAACCUCUCGGCAAGCUUGUCUGUAAGACCUGGUAUGCCGACGAGUGCGAUGAGUGGGAUCUGCCCAAGUGCAAGUAUCCCGAUGGCAAGCCUCACAAGGUGGACGAAAGAAAUUUUGAGUUUUGGGUCGAAGAGAGCGUCUUGAAGGAAUGCUUCAUUGGCAUGAAGAUCGAGGCUCGCAUCCUCGCACUCGAAGGCGGCGUUGCGAUACUGGAUGAAGUCAAGCAGACUCACUGCAGUUUCUACACGUGGCUUCCGAACGAGCUGUGGAUGGAGAAUAAGCCAAAGGAAGUGCGUUGGUUGGCCAAGGGCUUAGCCGAUCCGGAGGAAGCAGAGGUUAACGGGGUAAACAGAGACGGCCAGGAUAAGGUUCAAGAUGGUGACGAGUUUGAUGACGAGUAA